AUGAAUCAACGCGCAACCGGUGAAAUCGUCCUACUGACAGGCUCGAGUGGUUUUCUCGGCCGUCGUAUUUUGGACUAUCUUUUGGAAGAUGUUAACGUUAAGGAAGUUCGAGGCUUGGAUAAAGUAAAAUUCAGCCUUUCCCACGACAAACUGAAAUUGUUUCACUGUGAUUUACUGGAUGUCGAAUCGUGCCGCGAGGCUUUCCAUAAUGUCGACGUUGUUCUUCAUUGCGCCGCCUACGUCAGUUACGAAUAUCCAGCCGAUAGAGAAAAACUUGAAAAGAACAACGUCCAAGCCACGCAAAACGUAGUUGACCUCAGCAUAUCGUCGGCGGUCAAACGUCUCGUGCACUGCAGUACGACCGAGGUGACGCUUCAGCCGUGCAUCAGAGGCGGCAUCAUCGCCGUGACCAUCUAUAAGCAGGAGUCGAAGCUCGAGAUUCCGAAAAUCCCGAGUAGACUGCUUUUCGGCGAUUACGCGAGCAGCAAGUUGGCCGCGGAAAAAAUCGUCUUACAGGCUGAUCGAGUGGGUGGGUUGCGCACGACGGUGCUGCGGCCGACGCCGAUCUACGGCGAGAACGAUCCGCAUCUGCUGCCAGAAAUCAUGAGAUGGGCCAAGAAACGAAAGAAUACCCUGCCUAGACUGGGUUCCGGAGGAAAGCAGCAAAUGACUUACGUCGGCAACGCCGCUUGGGCUUUUGUACGCGCCAAAGACACGAUGCGCGACAAGAUCGACGCGAUCGCCGGCUUACCGGUCACAGUCACCGACGACACCAUGGUCGAGGAUCUGACGCGUUUUUGCGAGCGCGUCACGAGAUCGACCAAGAAUCACGUGAAAAUCACCGGCUGGCCGAUGCCGCUGCUCGUCGCCUACUUUCUAGCCUUCGUCUUGGAGCUGCUAGUUUCUGUUGGUCUUCUCGCCAAGCAAAAGAUAGCCCCGAGAAGCUUCGUGGCUUAUCUCAACUCGAUUAUUAUUUACAACAGAGCCAGAGCUUCUAUACACAUGAAUUAUUGGCCCAAGUACAAUCACGAGCAGACUCUGGCAAUGGCCACAAGUUAUUAUGCGCAUCUUUGUUCCGACGAUGACUAACAAUGAAUUGGAUACAAUACUUUUUUUAAUGGACUAAAUUUUUUUAUUGAGCGUGUAUGCGACAGAUAGAAGAAUGAAUUUUUUUUUUUUUUAGCAAUUAAAGAUACCCGUACGUGGCUACACUCAAAUAUCCCGAUUUGUGCAAAAAAUUGUUUUUAUUGUCUUUAAUGAGACGAUGGGUGUCGUCGAACAUUACAAUCUCCGUAUUAUUUUAAUGUACAGACACUUUUUGAGAUUAAAAUUUAGUGUUUGCAAACUUCUAUUAGUACCAAUAAUUCAGCAAUCUACAUAAAGUUUCGAAGAAAAAAUCAUGGCUUAAUAUAAAUAUCCAUAAAUGUAUUUCAUAGUUACUAACUAAAUCAUUCGGAAUCAUGUCCGUGUAGCUACAAUUGCAUAUCACACUUUACAUAGUACAAUUUUAUUUUCGUAUUUACAAGCGCAUUUUUAAAAAUCGAUAACUACACAUCAUAACAAUAAUU
Molecule: messenger RNA, 1568 nt
Organism: Trichogramma pretiosum
Lineage: Eukaryota; Metazoa; Arthropoda; Insecta; Hymenoptera; Trichogrammatidae
Product: 3 beta-hydroxysteroid dehydrogenase/Delta 5-->4-isomerase type 4
Exons: 4
Coding region: 1-1089 (362 amino acids)
Biological process (GO): steroid biosynthetic process
Molecular function (GO): 3-beta-hydroxy-Delta5-steroid dehydrogenase (NAD+) activity
Source: RefSeq, a predicted model, not a curated record